Brassica rapa (field mustard) is the source of this 4682-nucleotide messenger RNA. Its product is annotated as LOB domain-containing protein 5-like. The record is from RefSeq and is a predicted model, not a curated record. Lineage: Eukaryota; Viridiplantae; Streptophyta; Magnoliopsida; Brassicales; Brassicaceae.
UGAAUAGUAAAAUAAUUAUUAAUUAAAUAUAUUGAAUAAGAAAUAUAAAUAUUACAUUAAACAUUCAUCGUAAUAUUAGAAUUUGAUAUAAAAGCAAAACAAUUAGAAUAAGUAAAUAUAUAAUAAAAAAAUAAUAAGUAAAUAUACAAUAUUAGAAUAGGUAAAUAUUCAGAUACAUAACCUAAAAAUAAUUUAUAUUUAAUUCUUUGACAAGUUUUGAAAUUAAGAACACUUUAAUUUGACUAUAGUCAUACUUUAUAUGCAAAAUAUAAUAAAAAACAUUUCUAUGAAUUUCAAAACUUGUCAAUUACUUUGGCAAGAAAAUCUUGUCAAUUAUUUGAUAUUUAAGGGAUUUGAUCAUUUUUAUCAGACUAUAAUAAUUUGGUUUUAAUUGUAUUAUAAAUAUAAUUAUCCAUAUAAUUUUAAACUUGGAUCUGAUGACUUUUGAGUUAUUAUUUACACAAAAUCAUGAAGUUUUUAAGCAUAUCCUCAUAUUUAGAUAUAUAUAAUUAAUGUUUUGUUGCCUGUAUUUCCACAAUUUACAUAUAAAUACUUCUUUGAUAAUUUUUUUAUUAUGCAUCCUACUUAAUAAUAUACACAUUUCUUCCAAAGAAAAAAAAAACAUUGUGAUGGAAGCUCUAGGAACCGAUACUAAACAUGGUCGUUGUUGCGUUUGCAUGGUGAAAAACAAAAUAUGUACCAGAAAAUGUGAAUUUGCUGCAUAUUUUCCAAAUGAAAUGCAAGACGAUUAUGAAGCUGCUACUAAACUGUUUGGUACACAAAAUAUUAUAAGAAUGAUGAAACUUGCUGCUCAUGAACAAAAACAUUUGUUAGCAUCAUCGAUACUCAAAGAAAGUGCUGCAUGGACCGAUGAUAAUAUCGGAGGUGGAUAUGGAGUGAUACAAAAGCUGAGGUGGGAAAUCGAAUUACAUGAAGCCUCCCUCUCUAAGAUAAGGAUGAAGAUUUCAGAAGAAAAAAAACAAUUAGUUCUACUUUCAAAUCAGUAUAUAUAAUGAAAUUUAUCUAUCUUGAUUUAUCCAAUAAUAAUUAUUCAAUGGUUAAUUAUAUCAAAUGUUGAAAUUUAAAAUAUACAAUUUCACAAUGUAAUUGUUGCAAGCUAAUCACUUAAUUGUGCAUGCUUAUAGUGAUCAUAAAAAAGACACUUUGAAGCCUAAAAAUGAUAUCAAAUGUCAUAAAGCAAUUUUUAAUGGCACUUUCAAAUUGUAAUUAUAGCAAUUUUCUAAUUUCUAUAUUGAAAAUUUUAAACUUUUUUUCAUUGAACAACCAAUUCAGUAGUUAAUAAUUUCUUCUAUUAUUCACUUUGUAAUGAUAAUACAGUUAUGUGAGUUGCAAAUACAUUUAUGUAUACAAGAUUGACAAAUAAAAAUCUAUACUAAUAAAAAAGACCCUUUGAGGCUCCAUGGGAUGUCCACAUAAGCGAAAACGUUUCUCCCGCAAAAUGUCACAUGGUUUUAUUACUAAAAAAUAAAAAAAUGAAUAAUAAGUAUAUAUAAAAUAUAAGAAAAUAUAAAUAAUAAGUAAAUAUACAUACAAGAAAAAAUACGUAAAUACACAAUAAAAGGAAUAGAAAAACUAAAUUAAGCAUCGAUCUGAAAAUAUAUAGUAAAAUAAAUAAUAAGUAAAUAUACAACAUAAAAAUAAAAAAUAUUACAUUAAACAUCUAUUAUAAUAUUUAAAUAAGUAAAUAUAAAAUUUAAUAAAAAUAAAUAAUAAGUAAAUAUAUAAUAUAAGAAAUAGAAAACUACAUUAAACAUCUAUCAGAAAAAUAAAUAAUAAUAUAAAUAGUAAUUAAAUAUAUUGUAUAAGAAAUAUAAAUAUUAUAUUAAACAUCCAUCGUAAUAUUAGAAUUUGAUAUAAAAGCAAAACAAUUAGAAUAAGUAAAUAUAUAAUAUAAAAAAAUAAUGAGUAAAUAGACAAUAUUAGAAUAGGUAAUUAUUAAGAUACAUAACCUAAAAAUAAUUUAAAUUUAAUUCUUUGACAAGUUUUGAAAUUAAGAACAAUUUAAUUUGACUAUAGUCAUACUUUAGUUGCAAAUAUAGUAAAAAAAAGUUCUAUGAAUUUCGAAACUUGUCAAUUAUUUGAUAUUUAAGGGAUUUGAUCAUUUUUAUCAGACUAUAAUAAUUUGGUUUAAAUUAUAUUAUAAAUAUAAUUAUCCAUAUAAUUUUAAACUUGGAUCUGAUGACUUUUGAAUUAUUAAUUACACAAAAUCAUGAAGUUUUUAAGCACAUCCUCAUAUUUGGAUAUAUAAAAUUAAUGUUUUGUUGCCUGGAUUUCCACAAUUCACAUAUAAAUACUUAAUAAUCUACAUAUUUCUUCCAAAGAAAAAAAAUAUUGUGAUGGAAGCUCUAGGAACCGAUACUAAACAUGGUCGUUGUUGCGUUUGCAUGGAGAAAAACAAAAUAUGUACCAGAAAUGUGAAUUUGCUGCAUAUUUUCCAAAUUAAAUGUAUAUAUUUUCUUAUACUUUAUAAUCUGUCUUUUCUCCUAACGGUGUUAGACAUUAGGAGUGAUUGGUUGGGCUUUAUCUCCAUACUUUAGCUUUAUUUAUUUCUAAAGCACUAAACUUUACCAAUCAUGUUGUAGCUUUAUUUUUGUUAGUCAAAGCCUACACUAAAUUUCUAUUAACUUUUACCAAUCAUGCUUUAGCUUUAUUUUUAAAGCUACAGCAAAAAAAAAUAAAGCAAAUUUUUUCUUAUGUAUUUAGGCAAAAAAUCUAAAUAAUUGUUUUAUAGGUUGUAGCAACUGUAAAAUGAAGAAACUAUCUAUAAUAUCAAAUAAAUUAGAUAAUCAUAAUAAAAACAUUUGUAAGUAUUUUUAUUUAAUUAUAGGUGUUUCCAAAAUUAUUGAAAUAUUUUAAAUACAAUAAAAUAUUAUUUACAUAUCACAUUUUAAAUAACAGUAAGCUUUGAUAAUUUAUAAGAAUCAUUAUAUAAAUUAUUUUAGUUCAUAAAAAAUAAUUAUUUUUUAUAUACAUUACAUAUUUGAGUUUGAAAUAUCUACAACAUAUAGCUUACAGCUGCAACAAAUUUAACUACAACAAAAGUCUCUGCAAAAAAGUUUACAGUUACAACUUUACAACUACAACCAAGUUACCUACAGCUAAACUUUUACAGAUAAAUUUUUACAGCCACAGUCAAACCAAUCAUCACCAUAUUUUUGAACUAGAAUUUAAUGUUGAUGUAUUGUUACAUCAAUCUUUUAUAGGCAAGGCGAUUAUGAAGCUGGUACUAAAUUGUUUGGUACACCAAAUAUUAUAAGAAUGAUGAAACUUGCUCCUCGUGAACAAAAACAUUUGUUAGCAUCAUUUUCCAAAUGAAAUGCAAGACGAUUAUGAAGCUGCUACUAAACUGUUUGGUACACAAAAUAUUAUAAGAAUGAUGAAACUUGCUGCUCAUGAACAAAAACAUUUGUUAGCAUCAUCGAUACUCAAAGAAGGUGCUGCAUGGAUCGGAGGUGGAUAUGGAGUGAUAUAAAAGCUAUGGGAAAUCAAAUUACAUGAAGCCUACCUCUCUGAGAUAAGGAAGAAGAUUUCAGAAGAAAAAAACAAUUAGUUCUACUUUCAAAUCAGUAUAUAUAAUGAAAUUUAUCUAUCUUCAUUUAUCCAAUAAUAAUUACUUAAUGGUUAAUCAUACAAAUGUUGAAAUUAAAACAUAGCAUGAGCACUAUGUAAUUGUUGCAAGUUAAUCACUUAAUUGUGCAUCCAUUAUAGUGAUCAUAACAAAAAAGACACUUUGAAACCUAAAAAUGAAAUCAAAUGUCAUAAAGCAAUUUUUGACGGCAUUUUCAAAUUGUAAUUAUAGCAAUUUUCUUAUUUGUAUAGUGAAAAUUUCUUCUAUUAUACACUUUGUAAUGAUAAUACAGUUAUGUGAGUUUCAAAUACAUUUAUGUAUACAAGAUUGACAAAUAAAAAUCUAUACUAAUAAAAAAGACAUUUUAAGGUUCCAUGGGAUGUCCACAUAAGCGAAAUUUUUUUUUCCGAAAAAUGACAUGUGGCUUUAUUACUAAAAAAUAAAAAAUGAAUAAUAAUUAUAUAUAAAAUAUAAGAAAAUAUAAAUAAUAAGUAAACAUACAUACAAGAAAAAAAAAUAUACAAUAUAAGAAAUAGAAAAACUAAAUUAAACAUCUAUAUGAAAAUGUAGUAAAAUAAAUAAUAAGUAAAUAUACAACAUAAAAAAUAAAAAUAUUACAUUAAACAUCUAUUAUAAUAUUAGAAUAAAUAAAUAUAAAAUAUAAGAAAAAUAAAUAAUAAGUAAAUAUAUAAUAUAAGAAAUAGAAAACUACAUUAAACAUCUAUCUGAAAAAUGUAUAAUAAAAUAAAUAGUAAGUAAAUAUAUUGUAGAUCCGACGUCUGAAUGCAAAAUCCAUAGCAUUUAGAAUAUCUAGAUAAUUGAGACACCAAAACUGUAGAAUUUGGAUAGAGCAUUUGCAUAUUAAAAUCCAAAAGACUUAAAUACCUCUCAAUAUAAUAAAAGAUGACUAAUUUAUAUCAACUAUUAUUAUUAGAUCUAGUUUAAAAUUAAUAAAAUUAUGUUUUCCUCAAAACCAUAAAAUCAUUUUGUAAAAAAAAUUUCUCGCCAAAAUCACAAAAUCAAGUUUUUUCGUCAAAACCAAAAACACGCUUUCUGCCAAAAUAACAAAAUAGGAUUUUCCGUCAAAACUGAA